Messenger RNA from Gongylonema pulchrum, 258 nucleotides. NCBI's taxonomy places the organism in Eukaryota, Metazoa, Nematoda, Chromadorea, Rhabditida, Gongylonematidae. The record is from the annotation of a GenBank genome assembly.
AUGGUCUGCUUCAGGAUGGUGAAGCCCCUAGCUGAAUUUGUGGCAUCGUUACAUAAAAACCGCGUGGAUGAUCGCAAUCUGCAGGGACACUGUCAGACGCUGAUAAACGGCGAUACCGUCAAAAUUCUGGUUGAUUUCUAUGAAGAGGGACAAUAUGGACUUGAUAUUUAUACAAGGGAAAGUUCGCCAGCAGCACUGAAUGGCGGCAAGCAGCUACUCACCCACUGCUGCAAAUAUCUCGUCAACGUGCGAAUGUGA